AUGUCUGGCUUUGAAAAUGCCUCUCGGUCUCCAAUAACUUCCUCACAACCAUACACCAGAAUGGAGAGCCCAGAUCAGAAUUCAGGGGGACCCUCGACUCCUGUGCCCUCAGUCAAGGAGGGGCAAGCAGAUGGGCCUGACGUGUUCGAAAGACGCGGCUCCGCAGAUUCGAGCACUACCGGCGAUGGACAGGCAGAGGAAGGCUUUGUGCUGUCCCGCAGCUUACAGGACCCUUCAGAGGAGCUUCCCAUUGAAUUAAUCAGUCUCGCAGAUCGAUUCGUGAAUUCUCUGAGUGCCAAAGUGCAUAAUUCGCCUCCGACGAUCGACAAAAUUUCCGAGCUCUUCCAGGUCUUCUACAGCCGCGCCGAAUCCCACAUAGCCACCCAUAUCUCGGCUCUCAUAUCUCGCAUCAACCGUGAUCUCUCGCCCCAGGUCCCCGUCAACCCUCCACGGGGAAGUGCGCUAUCGAAAUUGACGAGCAAACGCUCACAGGAUAAUGUCCGACAAACGGCCCCGGGCCGUCAAAUGCUGACCGCGGGAGAAGUGGCCGAGAAGCGCAAGGCCCGCAAAGCUCUGGAAAGCAAGCAAAGCGCAUUGGAAGAAGCCGCAGAACGCAGGGUUUGCGAGCUGGUAUACGAUAAGAUCUGGCGACACAAAAGCACACUGGAUGAUGUGCGUGAUGAAAAGUUGCGAUCGAAGACUGCAGCUUUGCUGUUAGUUGGCAUUAAUCUGAAGGACCUCGGUAUUGAUAUAGAUCUUGAAUCCAUCGAUGAGCAGAAGCAAGAAGAAGCGAACGAGUUCCUUGCCCAAGCUCGAGAAUAUCUCGCAAAGAUGGAUAAUUACAAGUACCCUCUUGGGAAGCUUCAGCAGCUUGCAGCGGCCCACAAGGCCAUCGUUGAUGCUCUUACCAAAAUUUUGCCGUCGUCUUCCUCGGCAGAUGAAAUUCUCCCAACCUUGAUCUACUCACUGGUGACCUGCCCUCCGGAGGGCAUUAACAUUGUCAGCAAUUUGCUUUUCAUCCAACGGUUCAGAUCCUCGAGCAAAUUUGACGGUGAAUCAGCUUAUUGUUUGACCAAUCUUGAAGCUGCGAUCAGUUUCUUGGAAAAUGUCGAUCUCUCAACCUUGCGUGCCGAUGAGCUGCAGGAUGGUCCUCUCAAAACCCCGGAAGCAACCACGCCGUCCGCGGAGCCUGUCGAUCCGUUCCGUCCGUCAAAGGAGACCACCACUUCGUCUAUCUCAGCCAUCUCAGCAUCCCCCGAAAUGGCGAAACCGGAACCCAAAGAACCUGCCGCUACAUUGCCCAGACCACGCCUCGCUACAACUCCCCAGCAACGGCGCCUGAGCAACCUUUUCCAGCCCCCUGCCAAAGUCCUCGGUGCUGCAAAUGACGCCGUCCGUACCACCGCAGACCAAGGUCUCAAAAAUAUCGGUGCCACCCUGGACAGUAGUUUCAAUUUCUUGUUUGGUCGUCUGAAAGAAAUGCAAAUCAGCCAAGGACCCAACACAGAGGGAAGCGGGCCAGUGCUCCCAAAGACAUUGGCCGAGGCUCGGCGUUUAGUGACACUGCCAUCGACCUCUUCCACUAAUCAGAGUCUGACCCAAGAAGAAUUGGCAGCGAUCAACUCUGUCUCUGUGGGCGACAACACGCCGCCACGCAGCAGCUCAAGACUCGCAGAUCCAUCCAGCGGGGGACCCACCCCCCGCGACCGUAGCGUGGAUAGCACCCGCACCCAGGGCAGCAGUAAAAAGUCCAUCACCACAUCCCUGCGGGAAGAAUUCACAUCAAACACGGCAACGAGCCCAACUCCGCUAGAAUCAAUGCGGAACUUCGGCAACACUCUCAACCCACUCAACCACAUUCCCGGCAUGAUGAGGGGCUUCGGCCGCAACGCUCCAGAGACUCCCACUGGCCGCUCUGUUUCUCCCUCUGGACUUGACCGGUUCAAGCCAUCGCCUGCCUCGGUUGAGAGUAACAAUAGCGGAAACAGCCCACUGCCUGCUUCGGUCAAAAUUGACCCUCCUAUCCAGCGUCUCCUUGAUACUCAAGAUGCGCGCGAUCUCCGCAUUGGGGAUGUGGCUGUCCUGCUUGAAGACUACAAGAGACUCGCUGCGGCACUCUACAAGCCCGAGUCUCGGUAA
Molecule: messenger RNA, 2139 nt
Organism: Penicillium brevicompactum
Lineage: Eukaryota; Fungi; Ascomycota; Eurotiomycetes; Eurotiales; Aspergillaceae
Product: VPS9 domain-containing protein
Exons: 2
Coding region: 1-2139 (712 amino acids)
Biological process (GO): vesicle-mediated transport
Cellular component (GO): cytosol; endocytic vesicle
Molecular function (GO): guanyl-nucleotide exchange factor activity; small GTPase binding
Source: RefSeq, a predicted model, not a curated record